CUGGAUGCGGAUAGAUACAGAGGGGAAGCAGGGGUGGGCGGGGCGAUCAUGAGACUACGGGACGGAGAGAUGUGAUCGGAGCUGGAGAUGUGACCAGAGAGGGGAGAAGAGGCAGCACUAUGAUCGGGGGCCCCGGGAUCCUACUACUCCCCCUGCUGGCCGGGCUGGGAUCUGCAGUGUCAGAUUUGGAACCACCAAGUGACAUUUGGAUCAGGAAUCAGAAAGGAAAUCUUUCAGCAACCUGGAACUGGAAAAUGGACUAUGACAACAUGGAAGUGAAUUUUACUGUGUUUUAUCAAGAGUUUGGGAUGGCAGCCAGUGAAAUUCCUGGAUGUGUUCACAUUGAAGAACCUGAGUGCAAUAUUCCUUCUGAAUUAUUGGAUUUCAGUAAAAAUUACACGCUGCAUGUGAGAGUUGAAACGCCUCAAGGAAACGAGCAGUUUGGUUCUGUAAACUUCCAGCCAAACCUCACUGAAUGGCCUCCAACCCCUACUCUUUAUGUGGUGCCUAGUGAUGGGCUUGUUAAAGGCGAUAUUUCCACUCCAGUACAUCCCGUAGAUGCAAAAUAUAUUGUAGUUCUUCAACACAUGAACAGCGGUGUAGAGACGGAAAUAAGACCCCCCCUGAGCUCUUUUCAGAUACUGUAUUGCGACCUUCAUGUUGAUGAGAUGUAUUGCCUGAGGGCUCAGAUCUAUGAUUUACAGGCAGGAAAAUACAGUCCCUUCAGUGCAGCCCACUGUUUCAUGAGGUCAAAGGCACUUCCAGAGAACUUACGAGUGGAAGGAAUAAACACAAUCUACCUUCUAAAAUGGGACUGGGACUAUCAAAAAAACCCGAAUGUGACAUUUUCAGUGCAGAAAAGCUACAGUUCUCAGAAUAAUUGGGGUUUACUGGAAGGAUGUGAAAAUAUCACCACUUCGGAGUGCAAUGUGUCCAGCUUAGAUUUCUAUGUAAGAUCGAAGUUACUUGUUUCAGUUUACAAUGCCCAAACAGAUGAACACAACUCCAGCAUAGUCACUUUUUUGCCCAUGGAAGAAACUUUGAUUGGACCCCCCACAAACCUGAAAUUGACUAUACAGGACAAUGAUUUACACAUUGCUGUUGAAGCACCUGAAGGAUUUAGGCACAAAGGUUUCCAGGAUUUCUGUACAUGGAUGUAUCACCUAAAGGCUUGGAAAAAUUCAGCCCCUAUGGAAGUUAUCGCUAUGGAAAGUAAAGUAUCUCACUUUACGAUAAAAGCUGUGAAAGCCUCGGAAACCUAUUGUGCGAAUGCACAUACACGAUGUGAGCACAGCAACAGAACCGGACUUUAUAGUGAGACUUACUGCAUUGCAACUGAUCCUCGGUCUUACGUGAAAGAGUGGAUCAUAGGGUCGGUUUUUGGGGCAAUAAUUGUGAUCUCGAUCAUUCUCUACAUCUGUCUUUGCCCUUUGAAACGGUACUUGAAGCAUGUAUUCUUCCCUAAAAGCAAGCUGCCAUCAAGCAUUGAGAAGGGUCUGCAGGAUUCUCCUCCAAACUACAUUAACAACUUCUUUCUUCUCAAUGAAGAAGAGACAACGGACAAGUGCUAUAUUAUGCAGAACAGUCCGGUGGACGCCGAGGUCACCAUAGAUAAAAACAAUUCAGGUGCUAAAGGCCGCGACUCCGGGAACUAUUCCAAUGAGGAUGAGGUCACGGGCGACUCUGCAGCCACCAGUCGGUGCAUUGACUCCACUGUGUGCGUCAGCUGAGGACUCCAUAUUUUUAUGUACAAGUCUACUAUCGCCUCUGACAGUAUGUGAUCACUAUCAUUGUUUUUAUACUGACAUUUGCAACACCUCUACCUGCAUUAUCCAGAAUUUGUGUUCAAGAGAGCCUGUCAUUUACCCCAGCAGGUGACAUCUGAACACAUUUGGUGUGAGCGUACAUUUCAUGUUCUGAAUUAGCAGGACUUUACUGGUUUGAUUCAUUAAAUGUAUUUAUUUAUUUUC
This is a messenger RNA of Rana temporaria (common frog), 1970 nucleotides long. Its product is annotated as interferon alpha/beta receptor 1-like. Bases 120 to 1730 code for a protein of 536 amino acids. Lineage: Eukaryota; Metazoa; Chordata; Amphibia; Anura; Ranidae. The transcript has 11 exons. Gene Ontology annotation, molecular function: protein binding. The record is from RefSeq and is a predicted model, not a curated record.